Messenger RNA from Zingiber officinale, 1461 nucleotides. RefSeq lists its product as uncharacterized. The record is from RefSeq and is a predicted model, not a curated record. Gene Ontology annotation, molecular function: nucleic acid binding; RNA-DNA hybrid ribonuclease activity. Lineage: Eukaryota; Viridiplantae; Streptophyta; Magnoliopsida; Zingiberales; Zingiberaceae. Bases 1 to 1461 code for a protein of 486 amino acids. The transcript is spliced from 3 exons.
AUGCCGUUCGGAUUGAAGAACGCAGAUAUAGAGGAAACCUUCGGGACGCUGAGGGCAUACAGAGUCAAACUAAAUCCCCAGAAGUGUCUGUUCGGAGCAAAAAGUGGGCGCUUCUUGGGGUACAUCGUGACUGAGCGGGGCAUAGAGGCAAAUCCUAGUAAAGUGAAAGCGCUGCAAGACAUGCCGCCUCCCAGAAUUCUGAAGGAAGCUCAACGCCUUACGGGACAAAUAACUACGCUGUCCAGAUUCAUCUCGAAGACCGCCGACCGGAGCUUGCCCUUUUUUAAGAUUCUGCGCCGAGCCACUAAGUUCCAAUGGGACGCAGAGUGCGACAAAGCCUUCGAAGAGCUCAAAGAUGCUGAGUCCUGCUACACUGGUUUCGAGAAGUUAGCCUUUGCGUUGGUACUCGCCGCUCGAAGGCUCCGCCCUUAUUUUCUGGCGCACCCGAUCAUUGUGAUGACGAACAACCCCCUGGGGAGGGUCCUUCUCAAUCCAGAGGCGUCCGGUUGGCUAAUCAAAUGGACCACAGAACUUAGCGAGUUUGACAUAUGGUAUCAGCCCCGGACAACCAUCAAGGCACAGUCGCUAGCAGACUUUGUCACUGAGGUACAAGAUCCCAAGGCCGAAGCCACCUGGCAGGUGUACGUGGACGGAUCACCCAGUCGGCAAGGAAGUGGGAUCGGUGUGCUGUUGAUCUCUCCCCACGGUGAACGGAUGCAUUUGUCCGUACGGCUGGAUUAUCGAGUGACCAAUAAUGAAGCAGAGUAUGAGGCGUUGAUAGCGGGCCUGCAGGCCGCUCGGCAUGUGGGAGCCAGUAAGGUCUUGAUUUAUUCAGAUUCGCAGUUGGCUGCUCAGCAACUUUCGGGAGCUUUCGAGAUAACCAGCGUUAGACUCAAGCUCUAUGCGGAGGCCUUCGAAAAACUGAAGGCCAGUUUUCGAGAGGUGCUCAUCCAGAAGAUCCCCCGAGCGGAGAAUCAGGUUGCGGAUGAGUUGGCUAAGCUAGCCAGCUUGAUAUCACCGAUCGCCAUCCAGCAGCCAAUCAAGCAGGUAUCUCUGGUCGCCCACAUCGACUGGAUGGAGGGGCUCACAUUUCCAAAUGACUGGCGGAUGACUAUAACAGAAGCGCAUCGACUGGAUGGAGGGGCAACACCUUCCGAUCGGUUGGAAGCGCAUCUGCUUAGAAGGAGAGCUGGUCGGUUCGUCCUCAUUGGCGAUCAGCUCUACAAAAGAGCGUUCUCCAGGCCUCUGCUUAAAUGUGUUGGCCCGGAGGAUGUGGACUAUAUUCUGCAAGAGGUACACCAAGGCUCAUGCGGCGGGCAUCCGGGCGGCCGCUCGUUGGCGAGAAAGAUUCUUUUGGCCGGCUACUUUUGGCCAACUUUACAGGAGGACACCGCCCGGACAGUCAUCACGUGCUUAUCUUUCCAAAAGUACCACAAUUUCUCACAUCGUCCUGCGGAGUAA